Messenger RNA from Drosophila melanogaster (fruit fly), 1794 nucleotides. RefSeq names its product ATP synthase, subunit C (gene ATPsynC). Gene Ontology annotation, molecular function: proton transmembrane transporter activity. NCBI's taxonomy places the organism in Eukaryota, Metazoa, Arthropoda, Insecta, Diptera, Drosophilidae. Gene Ontology annotation, cellular component: proton-transporting two-sector ATPase complex, proton-transporting domain; mitochondrial membrane; membrane. The record is from RefSeq and is marked reviewed. The coding region runs from base 509 to 925 and encodes 138 amino acids. Gene Ontology annotation, biological process: proton motive force-driven ATP synthesis; proton transmembrane transport. The transcript has 4 exons.
ACUGUUGUGAAGGGUUCGUUCGAAGUGAGUUGCUUUUUCCGGGUUUUUCCGUCCGCUGGCGGAGCACCCCCCUUAUCAGCACCCCUCUGUUGGGUAACAGCCGUGCAAACGCCUCAGAUAGCCAAAAAACGCGGAAUUAGUGAAGAAUCGUGUGAAAUUUCGCCAAUUAAAGUGCGAAACGUGUUUGAUAAUGCGCCGCCAUCUUGCGGCACACUCGCACACACACACGUGUGCCAUUCUGGUUUUGCAGUGGUGUGCGUGUGUGCCUCGAGUCGUUGCGUCACUGGAAAAGUUAGAAAAUCGGCAAAUUCGCAGAGGAAAAGCCAGCAAAUCGGUUUCAAUUGAUGACUGAGCACAGAUCGAGCUGAGAGUCGAGUGAAAAUCCGGUGCGAGGGCAGAUUUUCCGCAUGUUACGUAACUUUUCUGAGGCGGCGUGGGACUUGAUACAAUAGCCGUGCGCUAGCUUCAAUUUUGUCGUAAGCAAAACAAAAAGGAAAUUCAACCGAAAAUGUUCGUGUCGACAGUCUCUCGCAUUGCCCCAGUUGCCAGGAGCGCCUUCCUCGCCAACUCCAAGCAGUACUUGCGACCAUUGAGCAGCGCCAUCAUCAGCCAGAGCCAGACUUUGGCCGCUCAGAACACAACCCCCGUUGCAUUGCUGCCACAGAUCAGGUCAUUCCAGACCUCGCCAGUCACGCGUGACAUUGACUCGGCCGCCAAAUUCAUUGGUGCUGGUGCCGCAACAGUCGGUGUCGCUGGAUCCGGUGCUGGUAUCGGAACAGUAUUCGGUUCCCUCAUCAUCGGCUACGCCAGGAACCCAUCGCUGAAACAGCAGCUGUUCUCCUACGCCAUUCUGGGCUUCGCCCUGUCCGAGGCCAUGGGUCUGUUCUGUUUGAUGAUGGCCUUCCUGCUGCUGUUCGCCUUCUAAGCGCGCCUGCUGCACAUCGAUUGCUCGUCCUUGUUUCCUGCGAUCGGGCGCGUGCGCCAGUCGCAUGCGAACGAGAAUAGCAACCAAACAACACUUCAAACAAACAAACAACAACAACAACCAGAACAAGCAACACCUACGUUCGUUUUCGAUUAUUAAUGAUAAAAUGAUUGAUUGAUUGAUUGAUAGCAAACAAGAACAUCCUGUACAACUAUCUAAUUAUAAAUACCAACAACAACCACAUAAUACAUGUAAUUUUGUUUUUAAAAAACAUGCGAGCGAGGAGAAGACCACACCUACUUUAAGUUGAACAACCGAAAUAUCAGGAGGAAGGAGGAUUGGAUUCAAUCGGAUUGGACUAGCCAACGCUCACGCCCAUACCCAGACGACAGACAUUAAAAUUAGAUUUUACUUAAAGCAAGCUUCCGGCUCACCGAAAACACAACCCAAUCGAUGGCCCGAACGAACUCCAGCCAUCCUCGUGCACUCGGCCCAUUCGGCGGAGGAUCUCCAUGCGCGCCCACCAAGGCUCUCUCUCUCCCCGAAGUUCUUGGACAUGCGGCAGGCAUCUCGUGGAGAUCACCUCUGCGACUAACAUCUUGGAUGGGCGAGUGUGUGGGCGUGGCUGGGCGGAGAUGCGGUGGAUCGUUGAGCUCAGCAACUUUUCGAUUUUAUUGUGGCGCGUACUGAAAGUCUACGUUUUUUCAAGUAUUUUGUAUUCGAAAAAAUCAGUUUCUUUAUGUAAAAGCUGUCUUUGUUCAUUGCCACUUAAUAUUUAUGAAGAAACUUGUACUAAGAGUAGUUGCAAACGAAAUGAGCCGAAGAGCGCAGCUGAAAUCUGAAAUAAAGGAGAAAUGAAUGUGUAAUGG